Messenger RNA from Tetrahymena thermophila SB210, 3435 nucleotides. RefSeq names its product ataxin-2 amine-terminal region family protein. The transcript is spliced from 8 exons. NCBI's taxonomy places the organism in Eukaryota, Ciliophora, Oligohymenophorea, Hymenostomatida, Tetrahymenidae. Gene Ontology annotation, molecular function: protein binding. The record is from RefSeq and is a predicted model, not a curated record.
AUGAGUGAUUAAGGAAGCUAUUAAGAUUUGUUUGAGGCUCUUAGAUAUAAACCAGAUCUAAUUAAAAAAUAGGUAGAAGCCUUAUAAUCUAAAGAUUCUACAAUGAAAUGGAGGUUGUAAUGUGAUGAAAAGUAUAGAACAUAGGUCAUGAACAUGGAACAAUAUUACAAUUAAAAUAGAUAUAGGAUGCAAAGAUGUAUCAAUAAGAAAAAUAUUGAGUAUUCUAAAAAUAGAAUAAUCAGAUAAUAUUCAAAUAAUCAAGUAGAAUUAUCAAUUAGCAAUAGCUACCAGCUUGAUUCUUAAAUAAGCUAAACAAAAAAUUAAAAAUGUCAAGAAAAUCGUAAUUCAAAAUCUAAAAAAUCUCUGAUAAAGAAGUUAGAUAAAAUACAAACAGUGGGUUAAGACUUUGUAAAUGGAAUCGGAUAAUAAAACAAAUCUAGAAAGAUAAGUGAUGGAUAAAUUACAGGUUAAGAUAAUUCUUUAAUAAGGAGUAAGUUUAACUAUUAAAAAUACUAUUAAGAUAAGGAAGUUUCUCAUGGAGUUUAAGCAUUAAGACAUAGGACUUAGAGAAGUUAAAAUGAUUCAAAGUCUUUUUCAUUGGUUGAUUUAACAAACUAAUUGAAUUUAAAAACGGAAAGGAGCUAAGAAUAGGUUGAUGCUUUUAAUGUUAAAAGUUUAAAGUAGAGCUAAGUAACUUAUUUAGUCUAAAAUGAAAAAGAAAAAUAAUAGUAAGAAGAAUAUUAAAUGCAUUUGAAUGAGAGAGAUAAAUUUUAAACACAAACAAAUUUUACAAUUAAAACUUUUUACAAGGUUUAAGAAAAGAAAAAUGAAAAGGAUUUAGCAAAAUAAAAUGAAUAAAAAAGAUAGAAUAUUUAGAAGACUCCUCUUACUUAAAGAGGUAAUAAAAAUAAAUAGGAUGCUUAAUUAUCACCUUUAAAUUUGUAUUAAAUCUUAAAAAAUCCAAAUUAAGAAGGCUCUCAGAUCUAAAAUAAAAAAAUCUAACAACCAAAUUAGUAAACUUUAUCCAUUUCUUAGCAAACUACUCCUAGAGUUUCCCUAAAAGAAAUUGAAUAAUAAACUCAGAGAUAGUCAGAUCAUAAUUUAACUUUAAUUCCUCACCUUAAAUUACCCUCUGAUAGAAAUUCUCAUUCUGAAUCUAAGCAGAAUCGUACCUAAUAAAAUUUACCUAAAAUAGGCAGUAUUAACUAGCAUUUGAAUAUAAAAAUAAAUUUAAAUACAGAUUAAAAUUUACUCAAUUUACCCUCUCCUCCUACUUUAAGUGGUAAAAAAACUUGGACAGACCACCAGCUGCCAGUUAGUAUAACAAGCAGCAAAGAAAAUUUUUAGACUUUUUAACAUUUUGAUGACAAUAAUGACUGGGAAUUAGCUUAAAAUUUUUCAAUCCCUGACGCAAUAAAUUAAUAUUACAGUAAAGCUGGGCAUCCUUAAAAAUAAAGCAGAAUCUUGACUCAUUAGGAUUAAGUAUUGAAUUAGAUAAAAAAUACAACAUCAAAUUAAAAGUUAAACGAAAAUUAUGAUGAGGAAUGUUAAAUAUCCUUCUAAGCUAUUGAGAGAUAAGAUCAAUCCCAGAUUAAGUUAGCAGGCAUUAAAGAAAAAUCUGUAAACAGUCUUAAUGAAUCUCAGAAAUCAGAAAGAAUUUCAGAGAGUAUUUAGCAGUUUAAAAGUAAUACAUCUCUUUAAAAGAAAGAGACAUACAGAGACUGCACUCCUACUUCUAAUUAAGAAAAAUGGAUAAGCAAAUAGCUCCCAUUUUAAAACAUAACUUACGAGUUGUUUCCUUAAAAUAAAAAAAAUUAGCAUAACAACAAUAUUGUAGGAAAAGAAGAAUAAAACACAUUUCAUUAAUAAGCAAGUUAAAUGAAUAUUAGAUAAAUGGGUUAAGUUAGUAUGAAAAAUAGUAACAAAGUUGAGGCAAAAUAAAUCAGUUAAAAUGAAGCUAAGUAAACAACUUAAGUGCACAGUAACUGUAGUUCCCCAAAACAAAUCAAUUAAAGUUCAUUAUCAUAUUCUUAAAGUUAGGGUAGCACAGAUUUCAGCUCAAACUAACAAGAAUUAAAGGGAAAUUAUUCUGAUGAAAUAAUUGGCGAUUGUUAAUCUAAAAUAAAUUUUAAAUUAAAUUUAAAUAUCUAACAAAAAAAUUCUCUGAAUAAAAAGUUGGUAAGUUAAAGUAAACUAUCAGAAACAAUUCUCUCUUCACAGAGAUUACUAAGAUAAACCAUAAGUGAAAGGCUGAAAAAUUUAUCUUAAAGUAAUUUUGAAAAUAUAAUCAAUGAAAAAAUGAAUUCUAAAUAAAUAAAGAAAGAAUCGUUUGAAACGUUUUAUGGUUAUGUAUAAUUUAAAUUUGGAAAAGAUUAAAAAAAUAAAAUGCUUAGUGAUCUUGAAAAAUAGAAAUUUACUGAGUUCUUAAAAUUUAUAGCGAAUAAAAAAUAAUAAGAUGAAGAUUUGAUACCUAAGGAUAAGCCUAUUUCAUAAAUAAUGCCUGAAUUUAAGUUGGAUCAAAUGAAAUUUUAGCCAAAGGCUACUGCUUAUAAUCUAGAAAAUACUAAUUUACAAGAAAUGUGUGAGGAAAGUUUCAAAGAAAAAGAAAAUGAUUCGCAUAAUUUAGAAUAGUAUGAAGAUAAUUAUUUUGUUAAACAAUUUGAGAAUUUUAAAGCUGAUUUAAAGGUCUAUCGAGAGUACAAGAAAGAUGCUUAAGUUAAAGAUUUAUCGUGCAGAAAACGCGAUCUAUGGUAUGAAACAUGGAUUAAAAAAAUAGAAUAAAAGUUUACAAACCAUGUUUAAUUUAAAUAAGAUGUGAAAAGAGUUUAAUUAGACUCAAGUUAAGAUAUAAAAUAAGUAAAGAAAAAUAGUAUUAAAUCAAAUCUUCUUAAAGCUUUAAUGAAACUAAUUAAGCUUAAUCUAAGUUUGACUGAAGUUUGUGAAAAUAAAUUGUUUUAAGAAGGAAAAAUUACAAGAAAAUAUUGUCAUGCAUUCUUUGAAGCUAUAAAACAAAAUGAUAGAGUACAAAUAGAAUUGCUAUUGAUCUCAGAUAAAUAUUUAGUUUAUUCUACUGACUAUCUUUAGUAAACUCCACUCCACUGGGCUGCUAAAAGAGGGAACACAGAGUUGUUGAUCAAUUUAAUAAAAUUAUAAGCGGAUGUAGAAGCUUAAGAUGUAUUCGGAAGGACACCUUUGUAUUAUGCUUAUAGAGAAGGUUAUAAAGAUAUAGCAGUGAUUUUAAUGAAAAACAAGGCAUGUCCUUUUUCAAACAAACAAAAUGAUAUUUCAAAAUACGCCAACAACAUUUCAAACCUAAGCAUCCACAAAUUUUAUAGAAUAUCUAAAAAGAUGCACAUUAUGAUUAUGUUAAGUACUCCAAAAUUAAGAAUAGAAUUAUGGAAGGAUUUUUAAAAUGUGAUCAACGAUAUACAUUGA